This is a messenger RNA of Salpingoeca rosetta, 1750 nucleotides long. RefSeq lists its product as uncharacterized. The transcript has 12 exons. Bases 198 to 1352 code for a protein of 384 amino acids. NCBI's taxonomy places the organism in Eukaryota, Choanoflagellata, Craspedida, Salpingoecidae. The record is from RefSeq and is a predicted model, not a curated record. Gene Ontology annotation, biological process: phospholipid biosynthetic process. Gene Ontology annotation, molecular function: phosphotransferase activity, for other substituted phosphate groups. Gene Ontology annotation, cellular component: membrane.
UGUCACCAGUGCAACAACUUGCAACGUGGUGCAAUUCGCAAAUCGCGGCGAGGGCAGUGAGACAGCGUCAGUGGCAGCGUUCAUUGACUGUUGUGUGUGGUGGUGCUUUGUAUGUGGCCUUCCAUCCAUCCAUCUUUGUUCCCUUGACCCUCCUUGCCCCCUCCUUCUUCUCUCUCUGUACGGGUUUGUGUCCCAACAUGACGCGCCGUGCUGUGGAUACGAAGCGUCGGAUUCUGCUCGAGUCGCAGAUCGACCGCCUCAAGAAGCACCAGUACAAGAGCAAGGGCCAGUCCAUUCUCGACCCUUACAUGAACGUGUUCUGGAAAUGGCUUGUUGAGCAAGUGCCCAUGUGGGUUGCCCCAAACCUGCUCACCUGGGUGGGUCUCAUGGUCAACGUCAUCACCACGGCGCUCGUCGUCUUCUACAACCCGAGCAUGGAAGAAGGCGUGCAGGUGCCAUCGUGGGUGUACGUGUUGUGUGCGCUCGGCAUCUUCUUCUAUCAGUCUCUGGACAACAUUGACGGCAAGCAGGCCCGCCGCACUGGGAGCGCCACGCCGCUCGGUGAGCUGUUUGAUCACGGCUGCGACUCUGUCUCCACCUCUGUUGUCGUCGUCGGCGUCCUCACCGCCCUUCAGGUUGGCAGCUCGCUGCUUGGAUUCCUGACGGCUGCGCAAGCCAUCUGCCUGUUCUACUUUGCCCACUGGGAAUGCUACGUCAAGGGCCGCGUUCACUUCAACACGGUUGAUGUGACUGAGGCCCAGUGGACGAUCAUCAUGGUGCACCUGCUCACCGCCAUCUUUGGCGAGGGCAUCUGGGGCGCUGAAGUCUUUGGUUUUCCCGCUCGCCAGUUUGUCCUCGUCCCAACGCUGGCUGUUGCUGCGUUCACCAUGGCGUCCUACUACAACUCCAUCUGGGAAGGCGGAUCAGGCCCUGCGAACACAUCAGCGGCGGCAACCGGCAUCCUGUCGCCCAUGACCGCUCUCGUUGCGUGGUGCCUUGGCGUCUGGCACAUGCACAGCCUCGAAGCCGCAAGCGAUCUGCCGGCCAUCUUCAUCCUCGGCGCGGGCUGCGCAUCCGCCAAAAUCACGUGCCAGCUCAUCGUCGCUCACAUGACAAAGUCGCCCGUUCCGCAGUUUGACAUUUCGCACGCGGUGCCGCUCCUGUCGUACAUCAGCGCUGGCGGCACGUUCUUCAUGGACGGCCACACGUUCCUCCUGGCUGCCUGCAUCUUCUGGUUCAUCGACCUCUGGAUUUACGGCAUCCAGAUUUGCCUCGACAUCAGCCAGAGCUUUGGCAUCAAGGUGUUCAGCAUCACCCCAAAGCCGCAGCCCGACGACGCUGAUGCGCACUGAUGUACACGAGUACGCAUGCAUGCACACGCACUCGCACACGCACAUACACGGCUACACGUGUACGUUUGCUUCGUGCAUUAACGUGCAUGCGUGUGAAAUGCAACAAACUGCCUCAUUUCUGUGUGUGUGUGUGUUUGUGAAAGUGUUUACCCGCACGCCGUUGAAGCGUUCGCCCUUCCUGCCAUCGUUCUCAGGCUUCAGCUUGUGUAUUCCAGUUGUUUUUGUCUUGUCAUUCCACACCACACCACUGUAUGCCAUUUCGCUUUUCUCCUCAAGCCACCACCACCACCACCAACAACAACAACAACACCUCUUUUAGCAUCGCGCUGUGUCGUCUUUGUCUCUCCAAUACACAACUCCUCUCUUCCAACAAUCACGAAAUGAACACGCAGCCGCAG